This is a messenger RNA of Aspergillus nidulans FGSC A4, 2029 nucleotides long. RefSeq lists its product as uncharacterized. NCBI's taxonomy places the organism in Eukaryota, Fungi, Ascomycota, Eurotiomycetes, Eurotiales, Aspergillaceae. The record is from RefSeq and is a predicted model, not a curated record. The transcript has 3 exons. Bases 1 to 1986 code for a protein of 661 amino acids.
AUGCCUCUCAAUCUUCGCAGCUCGUUUCCCAGGAGCCUACGGCGUAGGAGAGGUUCAAUCGCGAGUACUAUUCCCCCGUGUUCAUCCUGCGCAACUACCCAACAGCGCCGAAACCUCUCCACGCGUCGGGAGCCCUGCUCCGCUCCUCGGUUCCGAACGCAAGCGCACCUACAUAAAUCGUCGCCAAUAUCACGUCUCAAUUCUCUUGCAAGGCCAGGUGCAAAACUAUACUCGACCGCCCCAACAACUGCUCACACAGCCCGCCAUGUUCCCUUGCGGUUAAGGGAGGUGUACGAGUCGCUCGUGCAACUUCAGAGCAUUGCGCCGGAGCAGGUGAAUCUGAGUCGGCUGCAGCUGGCGCUAAGAGGACUGGAGACUGAGGAGCCUUUAAUCAGGGUUGCGGUUCUGGGUUUGAACGAUGUUGUUGCCGCGAGGAAACUGGUCAGGCUCUUAUUGGCUGAUCCUUUGAAAGAGAGGGAGGAUUGGGAGGAUAUGUUGGAUUCGGUGUCUGAAAAUGGAGAUUUGGAGAGGGGGUUGCUGAUUAGUGAGUUAGCUAACAAGCGCAGAUACGGAGAAGUGUCGGAGAGUAUCUCGAACCACCUCGUCCCUACAAUCUCGGUACCGUCGCAGAUCCUGAAGAAGGCGAGGCUUGAAAUCCUGGUUACAAGUCUAGGCGCGCAGACGGAUAUGUCUGGAGCAAGAUUAACCGCAGAUGCGUUCCUUGUGCCGACAGUGACAAUCCGGACCUCGCAUACGGGACGGCAUAAUAUGGUGCGAUAUCCGGUACAUAGGAGUAUUGUGUGCGCGCAAGGAGUUGACGGGCUACUUGCCUAUAGUGGGUUGAUUGCUCAAUCGGACCUUAGGAAGGAAGCGGGUUCUAUAUUUGCGGCUGUCGAGCUAGAGGGUUCCGGGCUCGCUAUCAACGAUGACCGGCUUUCUUUUGUGGAUACCAACAAGGCCGCCGAAGCCUUGGAUAAGUUCCGCGAGUCUGUACGGAACGCGGCUCUGUACGAGCGUGGAUGGAACAGCAGUGGUGUGCAGCCGGUUAUAGACUGGUUAUCGACUGCUCGGAAUGAAGAAGGGUCUCUGAAUACAUCUUUGAGGUCAUUAAUAACGUCGCUAAUCGACGCCGCCGAGCAGGGCGUAGUGACUGAGGAGACAAGAAGAUCCCAGGAACAGGAAGAAGCCUCUGUGCCGGAUGUCGUACGAGUGAGCAUGGAUCAGGUUGUGUCCGCGUGGGCUGAAAAAUCGCAUGCAGAACUGCGCAGCGCGCUUGAGGAAGGGUUCGCGACUAGAUCAUGGCACGGUCUGGCAUGGUGGAAGCUGUUCUGGCGCGUUGACGACGUGGGCAUGAUUACGUCGGAGAUUCUGGAGAAGAGCUACCUGCGUCGCGCUGAGAAGGACGUUAUCUGGACCGCUGGUCAACUCGAGCAGGCUGGCCUGCGAGAGCCAUCAGAGGAGGCCUUUAUUACUACAGAAGAACCCACGGAGGUGGCCAUAAAUGUUGACAACGGCAGUCAAAAUGUCGCCGUCUCUGUCGUGGAACCUCCGGAAGAGGGAGAAGAAAAAGUGCCAUGGCCCACUCAAAUCGCGAAAAGCCGUGAACAGCUUCUCACUACAACAGUACCAUCACUGCAGGCAAUGGCGCAACGUCUAGUCCUCUUCAGCAUCUCGACAACCUCACUAUGCACCGCACUCUCCGUUCUGACCUCUGUCUCUUUACCGACAGCAUCAGUAUACGAAACCGGCACCAUCGCUGCUGUUGGUCUGAUCUACUCGUUGCGACGGCAGCAGCGGAAGUGGGAAGUCGCGCGGGCAUUCUGGGAAGAAGAAGUGCGUGAUAACGGUCGAAUGGCCCUGCGCGAGACGGAGGAACAGCUGCGCAGGACUGUGCGCGAUGGCGGAAAGGUCCGGUUUCCUGUAACAGCGCAUGAGGCCCGCGAUGCCAUCAAGCAAGCCCGCGAUGCGCUCAACAAUGUACACUAGCCCGAUACCUAACUCAGAAAUAUGCAUGUACCAUAAUCAACUC